AUGGCGCCUCCUGGUUUUCUGAUCACUGUUUCAGAGCACCUGGCUUGGUCUGAUUCAACGGCUGGGGUAAUUAAUCAGCCCUGGAGGAUUGAGCACCCCAAAACCCUCUAUGCCUGGGAGGGGGCGUGCGUGUGGAUUCCGUGCCGGUACACGAUCCCUGAGUACAAGCUGACCCUGGAGUACCUGUCCCUGCUGCAAGAUUACGAUUACCACAAGCUCGCCCAGGACUUCAACGGGACUGUCCUCUACAAAAACAUGGAGGUUGGGGUGUUCCCCCCACAGCAGGGGAGGACCCAGUUCCUGGGAGACAAAUCUAAAAACUGCACCCUGCGUCUCAACCCCGUGACGGUACAAGACAGCGGCAAGCUGGGGCUGAGGCUGAGGUCCGGGAAGGAACAGAAAUGGAUGGAGCCAAUUUAUCUCAACGUGUCCAAGACGCCUCUCCCACCUCGGAUCCAGCUCCCCAAGGAAAUCCGGGAGUCGCAGACCCUCGUGGUGACCUGCCAGCUGGAAUUCGCCUGCCUGGGGUACCCCAUUCAGCUGCAGUGGUCGCAGGAGGGCGACGCUCGCACCUCCGUUUCCCUCUCCACCGAGUCCGUCUAUACCCGCAGCGAUCUCACCUUCCAGGCCCAGUGGACUGACCACGGGAAGAUGCUGACCUGCCAGGUCAAGAACUCCUCUGCCGUCCUCUCUGAGGGCUCCGUGCAGCUGAGUGUGAAGCAUACCCCAAAAGUGAACAUUGCGGUCAGCCCCAGUGACGCCACAGUGAAGGAGGGAGAGACGGUGACCAUGACAUGCUGGGUGACCAGCAGCUAUCCCCAGUACACGACCCUGUCAUGGCGGAAGGACGGGACACCCCUGGGGGGAAAGGACACCCUCAAUCUGGUCCUGCCCUCAGUCACCAGGGCCAUGGGCGGGAAGUACCAGUGUGGCGCCACCAACGGUGUGGGCCUGGGGCUGUCGGAAGAGCUGGCCCUCCAUGUGCUGUAUGCUCCAGAACCUUCCACGGUGCACAUCCACCCGUCGCCGGCUAAGGAGAACACGUCGGUGGAGCUGGUGUGCGUGGCCCCGGCCAAUCCUCCGGCGAGGAAUUUCAGCUGGUUCCUGGACGGGGCGGCCCUGGCCGGGGAAGCGGGGGAGAAGGUCUACAUCCCCCGUGUCCUCCUCCGCCACGCCGGCUCCUACACCUGCCUGGCGGGCAAUAGCCUUGGCACUGGGCCGAUGGGGCCCCCCGCCCGGCUGGAUGUGCAGUAUGCUCCCAAGAUGGUGGAAGCCGUGAUUGAGACCUCUGCCGCCAUCCGGGAAGGCGACCCUGUGACCCUGUCCUGCCACUACAACUCCAGCAAUCCCCAAGUCACGCGCUUCGAGUGGCACCCCCGCGGGCCCUGGCUGGAGCCCACUCCAGGGGUGCUGACCAUUCCCAGGGUGGCCUGGGACGCCGGCCCCGUGGCCUGUGCGGCGUGUAACCAGUGGUGCUCCUGGGGGACCCCUGUCAGCCUGGACGUCCAGUAUGCCCCGCGCGGCGUGCAGGUGCAGCAGAGACCCCCGGGGGAGCUGCACGAGGGCCGGCACGUGGUCCUGCACUGCACCAUGUCGGGGGCCCGGCCCGCGGCCACACGCGUGCAGUGGAUGAGGAACGGCAGCAGCGUGGCCGAGGGGCCAGAGCUGGUCCUGGCCGCCAUCACCCCCGAGGACGCGGGCACCUACAGCUGCGAGGCCAGCAACGCCGUGGGCAGCACAGCGUCCCUGGCCCGCGCCGUCCAGGUUCUGUAUGCCCCACGGAAGCUGCGCGUGUCGAUCAGCCCCCCGGGCGGCGUGAUGGAGGGCAGGAAGGUCUUUCUGACAUGCGAGGGCGAUGCCAACCCCCCGGUGUGGCAGUUCGCCUGGUUCCACGGCGACGGCCAGGACCUCCAGUUCUCGGGCCCGACGCUCAGACUGGAGCCCGCCCAGGUGCAGCACUCGGGGCCCUACUGGUGCCAGGGCGCCAACCGGCUGGGCAGCGGCCGCUCGGCCCCCCAGACCCUCACCGUCUACUAUAGCCCGGAGACCAUCGGCAGGCGAACAGCCGUGGGAAUCGGGUGCUGCAUGGCCCUCGUCAUCGUGGCCAUCUGGGGGAUAAAGCUUCGUCACAAAUGGAGAAGGAGCCAGAGCCGGCAAGGCCUUCAGGAAAGUUCCAGCAGUCAAAACUUCUUUGUGAGAAAUACAAAGGUGCGGCGGGCCCUCCGCUCAGAAGGCCCCCUCUCCACCGGCUGUUUGAACCCCAUGAUGGACGACACUGUCAGCUACGCUGUCCUGCAGUUUCCUGAGACCGACACAUCGAGACAGGGGGACCCGGGCACCGCGGACACGGAGGGCGGGGAUGAGGCGGUCACGUAUUCUGUGCUUCAGAGGCCUCCGGCGGGUGACUACGAGAACGUGGCGGGGGGCGCCGAGGAGGACGGGGUGCACUACUCGGAGCUGGUGCUGUUCAGGGCCGGCGAGCGGCCGCCGCGGCCGGCGGAGGAGGAGGUGGACUACGUGACCAUCGCCCAGCGCUGACCCGCCGCGGCC
Perognathus longimembris pacificus (Pacific pocket mouse) is the source of this 2550-nucleotide messenger RNA. It is a transcript of the gene Cd22, whose product is annotated as CD22 molecule. The record is from RefSeq and is a predicted model, not a curated record. Bases 1 to 2538 code for a protein of 845 amino acids. Lineage: Eukaryota; Metazoa; Chordata; Mammalia; Rodentia; Heteromyidae. The transcript has 12 exons.